Molecule: messenger RNA, 1011 nt
Organism: Gavia stellata (red-throated loon)
Lineage: Eukaryota; Metazoa; Chordata; Aves; Gaviiformes; Gaviidae
Gene: RBFOX3
Product: RNA binding fox-1 homolog 3
Exons: 11
Coding region: 34-1011 (325 amino acids)
Biological process (GO): nervous system development; regulation of alternative mRNA splicing, via spliceosome
Cellular component (GO): nucleus; cytoplasm
Molecular function (GO): mRNA binding
Source: RefSeq, a predicted model, not a curated record
GGUAACCAGGACGCCACGGCUCCGCCGGACGCGAUGGCUCAGCCCUACCCCCCGGCCCAGUACCCCCCGCCCCCCCAGAACGGGAUCCCCGCAGAGUACGCACCGCCGCACCCUCACCCCACGCAGGACUACUCGGGGCAAAGCACAGUACCGGAGCACGCCAUGACCCUCUACACACCAGCACAGAGCCACGCCGAGCAGCCGGGCACCGACGCCAGCACACAGUCCAUAGCAGGGACGCAAACGCAGACAGACGAGGCGGCACAGACAGACAGCCAGCAGCUACACUCCUCAGACAACACAGACAAGCAACAGCCCAAGAGGUUACACGUCUCCAACAUCCCCUUCCGAUUCCGGGACCCCGACCUGCGGCAAAUGUUCGGGCAAUUUGGGAAGAUCCUGGACGUGGAGAUCAUUUUCAAUGAGCGGGGCUCCAAGGGUUUUGGGUUUGUAACUUUUGAAACUAGCACAGAUGCCGACCGGGCACGGGAGAAGCUGAAUGGCACCAUCGUAGAGGGCCGGAAGAUUGAGGUGAACAACGCCACGGCCCGGGUCAUGACAAACAAGAAGGCUGCCAACCCCUACACCAACGGCUGGAAGCUGAACCCGGUGGUGGGAGCAGUCUACGGCCCAGAGUUCUACGCAGUAACGGGGUUCCCGUACCCUGCCACGGGGACGGCCGUGGCCUACCGAGGGGCUCACUUACGGGGACGAGGACGUGCUGUCUACAACACCUUCCGGGCUGCGCCGCCGCCGCCGCCCAUCCCCACCUACGGCGCGGUCGUCUACCAGGACGGGUUCUACGGAGCUGAGAUCUACGGGGGCUACGCCGCCUACAGAUAUGCCCAGCCCGCAGCAGCAGCAGCAGCAGCAGCGUACAGUGACAGUUACGGCAGAGUGUAUGCAGCGGCAGACCCGUACCACCACACCAUCGGUCCCGCCGCCACGUACAGCAUUGGCACCAUGGCUAGUCUAUACCGAGGAGGGUACAGCCGCUUCACUCCCUACUAG